AAAUAAUGAAGAAAAUUAAGUGAAAUACAUUGUUUAAAUAAGAAAAAGUGUAUAAAUUAUGUACAGCAUACAUCAAGUGAUUAGCCGCGUGUGAAUUUAUUAAUUUCGCGCUGAUUUUGCCUUCUGCACGAGCAUUGCAAAUAAUUUUCUUCGGCAGUGGCAGACAAGACUCUGGCAUACAAUUUAAUGUUCGUAUCGCACCCGUACCGAGCUUGUCUUUUCACGCGAGUUCGUUUUUAGUAUAUACAGCCAAAUAUAUAUGUCUAUGUCUAACAUAACCUCAAACUUGCCGCUGCAGUCGGAGAAGUCGUCGUCAUCAGCAUCUACAUUGUUGUUGGUGGAUAUUCUCCAGAAACCACAGCCACUUGCUUUGAGCAGUAUUGCUAGCACAACCAUCAGGUCAUGAAUGAAAAAAUCAAAUCGCCCUCGGGCCAGGGACAGGGAAGUGCCGGUGGUGUAGUUGCUGGUAGCGCGGCACCAACAGCUUCUGCCGGUAGUGCAGGUGGAGCCACACCGCCCGUAUCGGGACCACCUACGCCAAACAACGGCAGUGAUCCAAAUAUUCAGCCAGGUGGUGCUGCACCACAUCCAUAUGGCGCGCCGCCGCCAACACCUGGCGCUCCGCCAGGAGCACCACCUGAUCCAGCCGCUGUCAUGUCGCACUAUCACCAUUUACAUCAACAGCAGCAGCCGCCACAACAUCAGCAAGGUCCACCACCACCCUUACCUCCACAUAUGCAGCACCACGGUGGACCACCGCCACCGCAGGGCCCGUUGGGCGGCCCAGGAGUACCUGAGCAUGCGCCAAGUGUAAAGGAUGAUUACGGCUCAGCCCAUUUGCCGCCGCCACCCGGCAGUCAACAUCCACAUGCUCAUCCCGCAUACGCGCGCUAUCACCCGGGUGAUCCCAAUAUGGAUCCCUAUCGUUAUGGCCAUGCGCCUACGCAGCAGCAACAGCAGCCGCCGCCCGGCAGCAAACCAUCUCAUCAACAACAACAACAACAGCAGCAGCAGCAACAACAGCAGCAACCUCAGGGUGCUGGUGGCUCACCAAAUCGUCCUCCACAACAACGCUAUAUACCUGGACAACCGCCACAAGGUCCUACGCCAACAUUGAACUCAUUAUUGCAAUCUUCAAAUCCGCCGCCUCCGCCCCAGCAUCGCUAUGCGAAUAACUAUGAUUCACAGCAGGCUGCCUCUGCAGCGGCGGCAGCUGCAGCAGCAGCACAACAACAACCCGGCGGACCUCCGCCUCCGCUACCGGGUCAUCAACCAUUGCCGCCACAACAUCAGCCGUAUGGCGCACAACAGGGUGGUUGGGCCCCACCGCCAAGACCCUAUAGCCCACAAUUGGGUCCAGGUCCAUCACAGCAGUAUAGGACACCACCACCGACAAAUACUUCCAGAGGUCAAUCACCAUAUCCUCACGGUCAAAACUCAGGUUCCUAUCCAAGCUCACCCCAACAGCAGCCCCAGCAAGGGCAGCAACAACAGCAGCAGGGCCAACAGUCAGGUCCGGUGGGUGCACCUGGAGCUCCUGGCGCGCCACCACCUGGACCGGCGCAGCAGCAGCAGCAACAGCAGCCACAACAGAAUACACCACCCACAUCUCAAUAUUCGCCGUACCCGCAAAGAUAUCCAACACCUCCAGGCUUACAGGCAACUGGGCCCAAUCAUCGAACUGCCUAUUCGACGCACCAGUAUCCCGAACCAAAUCGACCUUGGCCUGGCAGCUCAUCGCCUAGUCCUGGUCCCGGCCAUCCAUUGCCGCCUGCUUCGCCGCAUCAUGCGCCACUGCAGCAACCGCCAACACCGCAUUCCGCUGCUGGUGGCCCACCACCCAGCAGCAGUCCAGGGCAUGCGCCGAGUCCAUCACCGCAGCCCUCACAGGCGUCACCAUCACCGCAUCAGGAGUUGAUUGGACAGAAUAGUAAUGACAGCUCAAGCGGCGGAGCACACAGUGGAUUGGGUUCAGGACCGCCGGGCACACCCAAUCCGCAGCAGGUUAUGAGACCCACACCAUCACCCACUGGCUCAUCUGGCUCACGUUCUAUGUCACCGGCAGUGGCACAAAAUCAUCCAAUCUCGCGCCCGUCGAGUAAUCAGUCAAGCAGCGGCGGUCCAAUGCAGCAGCCGCAAGUUGGAGGUCCUCCGCCUAUGCCGCUGCAUGGCAUGCCAGGUGGGCCGCCAUCUCAGCAGCAGCAACAGGCAACAAAUUCGUCUGCCAGCAAUUCACCACAGCAGACGCCUCCACCUGCACCGCUGCCAAAUCAAACUGUUAACAAUAUGGGCACACCACCACCGCCGCCGCAGGGUGGAGCUGGUGGCUAUCCCAUGCAGCAUAUGCAUGGCAAUUACAAAAUGAGUGGACCAGGCCAAAGUCCCGGACCACAAGGUUAUCCGCCACAGCAAUAUGCACAAGGUAACUAUCCACCACGUCCGCAAUAUCAGCCGGGUGCGUAUCCAGCUGGUCCGCCAAGCAGUCAACCCGCUGGUGGCACCAACAGCAUGCCGGCCGGCGCGCAACCGGGCUAUCCACGACCUAUGCCAAAUCAUGGAGGCGGCAGUCCACAUCAGUAUCCGCCUUAUCAGUGGGUGCCGCCUUCGCCACAGCAAUCAGGACCUGGUCCAGGCCAGGGUCCAGUUGGCAACCAUGUGCAGGGCAAAGGCACACCGCCACCAGUUGGACCGCCACCCACACAGGGCAGUGGCUCACCGCGGCCGCUCAACUAUCUGAAGCAACACUUGCAGCACAAAAGCGGAUAUGGCACAAACCCAGCAGCCGGACAGCCGCAGGGCUAUGGAAAUGGGCCCACGGGCAUGCAUCCCGCAAUGCCAAUGGGGCCGCCACAUCAUAUGGGACCGCCUCAAAGCAUGGGACCACCCACUAGUACGCCACCACAAUCCAUGCUGGGUGCACAGCCUGGCGCAGGUGAAGGAGGCCCAGAGCAUAUACCGCAGGACAAUGGCAUUAGCUCGUCGGGUGCACCAGCGGGCAUGCAUCCCGUUACUUCAGUGGUAACAACUGGACCAGAUGGCACACCCUUGGAUGAAGUUAGUCAGCAGAGCACGCUUUCCAAUGCAUCUGCGGCUUCAGGCGAAGAUCCACAGUGCACCACACCAAAGUCGCGCAAACACGAUCCAUAUAGCCAAAGUCAUUUAGCACCACCAAGCACUUCGCCACAUCCCGUUGUUAUGCAUCCAGGCGGUGGUCCGUCCGGCGAGGAAUACGACAUGAAUUCACCCACUAAUUGGCCACGCCCAGCUGCUAGUCCGCAGGUGUUCAAUAGUCACGUUCCUGUGCAGCAAGAACCGUUUCGCAGCACUAUCACCACCACCAAGAAAUCCGAUUCGCUGUGCAAGCUGUACGAGAUGGAUGACAAUCCGGAGCGACGUGGCUGGCUGGACAAGCUGCGCACCUUCAUGGAGGACCGACGCACACCGAUUACCGCGUGUCCAACAAUCUCAAAACAGCCACUCGAUUUAUAUAGGUUAUAUAUUUAUGUAAAAGAACGUGGCGGAUUCGUCGAGGUAACAAAAAGCAAAACCUGGAAGGACAUUGCUGGGCUACUGGGCAUAGGCGCCAGCAGCAGUGCCGCCUACACGCUGCGCAAACACUAUACGAAAAAUCUAUUGGCAUUCGAGUGUCAUUUCGAUCGUGGCGACAUCGAUCCAUUGCCCAUUAUACAACAAGUGGAGGCGGGCAGCAAGAAGAAGACACCGAAAGUGGCAUCUGUGCCAUCACCAGGUGGUGGUCAUUUGGACGCUGGCACCACAAACUCGACAGGAAGCUCAAAUUCGCAGGAUUCCUUUCCAGCGCCACCGGGUGGCGCACAGAAUGCCGCAAUUGAUGGCUAUACGGGCUACACAGGCGCAGGUGCUCCCUAUCCGCCAGCUGGUGGUCCACCCCAGCCAGAGUAUGCUGCUCCAGGACAAAUGCAAAGACCUCCAUCGCAGAACAACCCACAGGCACCGCAUCCAGGCACACAAAAUCAAACAUCCGCCAAUGUUGUUGCCGGUGAUAAUGUCAAUGUGAGCAAUCCAUUUGAUGAUCCUGUUGCUGCCGGUGUGGCUGCUGCUGCCGCUGCAGCCGCCGCUGCUGCUGCUGGUGCUGGUGGUGCACCACCGCCGCCGCCGCAUACUACACCACCACAACAGGGUGUAUCGACGCAAUUGCCACCACAGCCGCAGCCACCAUCACAGCCGGCACCGCCACCACCGCAGCAACAUGGGGCGCCGCCAACGCAACAUGCACGCCCUGUCGCUGGAGCACCUUAUCCGCAGGGUGGCUCCGGUUAUCCAACGCCUGUGUCUCGAGCGCCAGGCUCCCCCUAUCCCACACCACCAGGUGCUUACGGUCAGUACGGCUCGAGCGAUCAGUAUAAUGCUUCGGGGCCGCCAGGUCAACCAUUCGGACCGAAUCAGGGACAAUAUCCGCCGCAAAAUCGCAAUAUGUAUCCUCCCUAUGGACCCGAAGGGGAAGCUCCGCCAGCUGGUGCCAAUCAAUAUGGACCCUAUGGCAAUCGACCUUAUGCACAAGCGCCACCCGGUGCACCACAGCCACCAGCGCAGCCGGUUGCGGGCGGACCACCACAGCCUAGCGGGACACCAGGUGCGCCACCCAAUAGCGGUUACUCACCAAAUACGCCCGGUCAGCAAGAUUAUUACAGGCCGCCAGAUCAAAGUCCACAGCCGCGACGACAUCCUGACUUUAUGAAAGAUUCUCAACCCUUUCCAGGCUAUGCAGCGCGUCCUCAAAUUUAUGGUGGUUGGCAAGGCGGCAGUCAACAGUAUCGUCCGCAAUAUCCUGCGUCACCUGCUCCGCAAAGUUGGGGUAAUGCGCCGCCACGUGGCGCUGCGCCUGGUGCUGCACCAGGACAGCAUGGACCUCAUGGCCAACCGCCGGCAGGCGUAGCACAGUGGGAGCAGCAUCGUUAUCCACCGCAACAGCCGCCACCGCCUCCGCAGCAGCAGCAGCAACAACAGCAGCCGCCCUAUCAGCAAGCUGGCGCACCACCGGGACAACAGCCUGGUGCGCCGCAAUGGGGACAGAUUAAUGCAGGCCAAGGGCCACCACAGCCCGGUGGCGUAGCGCCUCCUGGCUCACCACUGCGUCCCUCACCAGGCGCGCCGCCGCAGCAGCAGCAACAACAGCGCAUGCCCAGCGGUGUACCUGGCAUGCCGCCACAGCAGCAGCAGCAGCAACAACAACAGCAGCCGCAGCCAGGACAGACGCUACAACAGCCACAACAUGGCGGCGUGCCCGUUGGAAUGCCACCGGGCGCGGUGGGCAUGGUGAAGCCGCCUUAUGUUAUGCCACCGCCGACGCAAGCUGCUGGCGCACCGCCGAUGAUGGGUGGCUGCCCAACUGGCGGACCGGGCAAUAUGAUGUCGCAGAAGCCACCACAGCAAAUUGUGGGCGUGCCAGGCAUGCCGCCGCAGCAACAACAGCAACAGUCGCCACAUCAAAUGUGCAAUCAGCAAGCUGUCUAUGCCCAGCAGCAGCAGCAGCAGCAACAACAACAGCAGCAACAGACUGGAGUUGGCGGUCAGUUGGUGAAGAAGGAGCUUAUAUUCCCGCUGGACAGUGUGGAGUCCACAACGCCGGUGCUUUAUCGACGCAAGCGUCUGACCAAAGCCGAUGUUUGUCCCGUUGAUCCUUGGCGCAUUUUCAUGGCCAUGCGUUCGGGUCUGCUAACCGAAUGCACCUGGGCAUUGGAUGUGCUCAAUGUGCUGCUAUUCGAUGACACCACAGUGCAGUUCUUUGGCAUAUCCAAUCUGCCUGGACUGCUCACGCUGCUGCUGGAGCACUUUCAGAAGAAUCUCGCUGAAAUGUUUGAUGAGCGCGCCGACGAGCAGCAGCAGCUGGAGACGCAGCAGGAGCAGGAGUGCGAUGAGGCUGACACCGAUGAUGCGGACAGUGGCACCGUUCUGCCCACAACCAACAGCGAGAGCAGCACCAAGUCACGCAGCCGUCGCCAGGCGCGUUGUGUGCGCAGCAUUUGCAGCUACAAUCGCAAGCGUCACUAUGAGAAUAUGGAUGUGAAGCGUGGCGCGGACUCGGACGACACCGACGAGGGCAUUGACUUGGGUCAGGUGCGCGUGCAGCCGAAUCCCGAGGAGCGCUCACUGCUGCUCUCCUUCUCGCCCAACUACACAAUGGUCACGCGCAAGGGCGUGCCCGUGCGCAUUCAGUCGGCGGACAAUGAUAUUUUCGUGGAUGAGCGUCACAAGAGCUGGGACAUUGAUGUCAACAGGCUGUACGAGCAGCUGGAGCCCAUUGGCAGCGAUGCCUGGACCUACGGCUUUACGGAACCGGAUCCACUCGACGGCAUUAUCGAUGUGUUCAAAUCGGAAAUUGUUGAGAUUCCAUUUGCGCGCUACAUCAAAACCAAGAAGCGCAAAUGCCUGAACAACAAUAACAACAAAAGCAGCAGCAGCAGCGCGAAGCUCGAUGAGGUGCAGCUGAUGACGCUAAAGCUGGAGCCAAAGGAUGCGCAGACAACGGAGGAGACUAGCGUCAACAGCAUUGGAGCAUUGCAACAGGCGUUCAACAAGAAACGAAGACUUGUCAACAAUGUGGGCGAGCUAAAGAAGCCGCGACUUACGUCGGAGGAAUUUGCACAGCCGACAGUCGAGCUGAAAAAGGAACCAGGCAGCGAGCUGCUGCAGGCUAAGCUCAGCUCCACAGACAGCGAUUGCCGUGCCGUAGACAUGGACAUUGAGUCGCCGCAGCAGCUGGAGCGCUUAACCAAUGGCGUUGUUGCACAACCGGAAGGCUUUGAUCCCAAGUCGACGGUGCGUGAUGCGGCGCAUGUGCUGCAGCGACGACGCGACUCCAGCUACGAGGAUGAAUGCUAUACGCGCGACGAGGCCUCCUUGUAUUUGGUCAACGAGAGCCAAGACUCGCUGGCUCGUCGCUGCAUUGCGCUCUCGAAUAUCUUCCGCAAUCUAACCUUUGUGCCCGGCAACGAAACGGUGCUGGCCAAGUCGACGCGCUUUCUGGCCGUGCUGGGUCGCCUGCUGCUGCUGAAUCACGAUCACUUGCGACGCACGCCCAAGACGCGCAACUAUGAUCGCGAAGAGGACACGGACUUUAGUGAUUCGUGCAGUUCGCUGCAGGGCGAGCGCGAAUGGUGGUGGGAUUAUCUCAUAACCAUACGCGAGAAUAUGCUAGUGGCCUUGGCCAACAUAGCUGGCCAUCUGGAGCUAUCACGCUAUGAUGAGCUUAUAGCGCGUCCGCUUAUUGAUGGCCUACUGCACUGGGCUGUCUGCCCAAGUGCGCAUGGUCAGGAUCCGUUUCCGUCGUGUGGCCCCAGCUCUGUGUUGUCGCCGCAGCGGCUGGCGCUGGAAGCGCUCUGCAAAUUGUGCGUAACCGAUGCCAAUGUGGACUUGGUCAUAGCUACGCCACCGUUUAUGCGCCUGGAGAAACUGUGCGCCGUGCUCACGCGUCAUUUGUGCCGCAAUGAGGAUCAGGUGCUGCGCGAGUUUUCCGUUAAUCUGCUGCAUUAUUUGGCUGCUGCCGAUAGCGCCAUGGCGCGCACAGUCGCGCUGCAAUCGCCUUGCAUCUCCUACCUGGUGGCAUUCAUCGAGCAGGCCGAACAGACCGCCUUGGGUGUGGCCAAUCAACAUGGCAUUAACUAUCUGCGCGAGAAUCCCGACUCCAUGGGCACCAGUCUGGACAUGCUGCGACGCGCGGCAGGCACUCUGCUGCAUCUGGCCAAGCAUCCAGAUAAUCGCUCUUUGUUUAUGCAACAAGAACAGCGUCUGCUGGGCCUGGUCAUGUCCCACAUACUGGAUCAACAGGUGGCGCUGAUUAUAUCGCGUGUGCUCUACCAAGUCUCGCGUGCCGCUGGCCCUGUACACUCGGUGGAGUAUCGUCUGCUGCAGCAGCGCCAGCAGCAGCAGCAAAUCCAACAGCGCGUCGCAGCAGCAGCGGCCGCAGCAGCUGCACAUGAGAAGACUACAGCAGCUGUUAAGAGCGAACCCUGCGCGGCAACGGAACAGCAAACUGAAUGCAAGCCAGCAGCAGCAGCUGCAGCAAGUGCUGCCGCCUCCGCUUGCAACACACCUGUGGUCGUCAACGAUGACAACAGCAACAGCAGCAGCCAACAGCUCGUGCCAGCAGCCGCAUUUAAUGAUGUCAGCAACAGCAGCACCAACAGCAACAGCUGCGGCACUGUCAGCAGCAAUCAAACCAACAGCAGCAGCAGCGUCACCAGCAACAGUCUGGCCCUGAACAACAUCGGCGCUGACCGCUCGGAGGAGCAGGCUGUCAGUGGCAAGGUUGCAGCAGCAGCAGCUGCAAGUGCCAGCGCCUUGGCAUGCAGCAACUUGAGCAACAUGAACGCGACGGCAACAGCAAGCAGCACAGCAACAACGAAUGCUAGCAACAGCAACAGCAGCAGCAAUACUCCAACAGGAAUGGCACAACCAACAGCAGCAGCACCACCAACUGCUAAUCAAAGCACCACAGCCGCAGUUGCGUAGUAUACAACAAUGAUGCCAGCGUCUUACUAUUGGUAUCAUGGCGGAGGAGCAAUUGAUUCGUAUCAGACUUGAAUUCAAUAAGGAUUUAUGCUUAGCAUACACGUUCUCGUAUAUAUUUAGCAUAGCCCAGUUUUUGUAUAUGCCAAAACAGUUGAUUGAAUGCUAUUGCCACACACACAAACCCACACACACAAUAACUGUAUAUUUUUUCACUCAAAUCUAUAUAGUUAAUAACUGGACAAUUGAUAAUAUGGCUGAGCAAGUAGCGUUCAAAUUUUUUAGCAAUGCGUUUUCAGCGUCGAACUUAACAAAAGAUUGGAACUAGGAUAUCAUGCAUUACAUUUAAGCACUCUACAUACUUAUGUAUUAAAAAAAAAACAACAAACAACAACAACAAACACAAAUAAAUUAACAUGAGCGAAAAUAAUAAUAACAAUAAUGAUAAUACUAAAACCUAAUACAUUCAUAUGCAUACGCUAUAGGUAAUCAUAAGCAUAGUUAUAUAUAACAUAAAAUG
Drosophila busckii is the source of this 9007-nucleotide messenger RNA. It is a transcript of the gene osa, whose product is annotated as trithorax group protein osa. Gene Ontology annotation, molecular function: DNA binding; nucleosome binding. NCBI's taxonomy places the organism in Eukaryota, Metazoa, Arthropoda, Insecta, Diptera, Drosophilidae. The record is from RefSeq and is a predicted model, not a curated record. Gene Ontology annotation, cellular component: nBAF complex; nucleoplasm; SWI/SNF complex. Gene Ontology annotation, biological process: chromatin remodeling; regulation of transcription by RNA polymerase II; positive regulation of DNA-templated transcription. Bases 403 to 8490 code for a protein of 2695 amino acids. The transcript has 16 exons.